Molecule: messenger RNA, 845 nt
Organism: Neopsephotus bourkii (Bourke's parrot)
Lineage: Eukaryota; Metazoa; Chordata; Aves; Psittaciformes; Psittacidae
Gene: MRPL35
Product: mitochondrial ribosomal protein L35
Exons: 4
Coding region: 1-555 (184 amino acids)
Biological process (GO): translation
Cellular component (GO): ribosome; mitochondrion
Molecular function (GO): structural constituent of ribosome
Source: RefSeq, a predicted model, not a curated record
AUGGCGGUGGUGGUGGCGGCGGCGCGCGGGGCAGUGGCGGGGUGUGUGUUCUCCGCAGGGAUCCUGGGGCGCUGGGCACCCCUGGCCGCCCGUAGCACCGGCCUCGUCGCUCGCUGCUGCGUCAGGCAGCUGCGGGCACCGGCGGCGGCCCCGCUGUGGAGACCACAGCCGCUGCUGUGGGGAAGCGUGCCUGGGGGAGGCACCGCAUCGGUGCUCAGCAGCGUCACAUCUCUCCUUCCAAAUAUCCUGCAUCAGCCAGCGAGGACUGUCACCUAUGUCAGCAGAAAGCGUGGGAAGAGGAAGACGGUGAAAGCUGUCGUUGCUCGGUUCCUCCGGCUGCACAAUGGCCUUUGGGUUAGGAGACAGGCUGGUUAUAAGAAGAAACUGUGGAAGAAGUCAGCUUCCCAAAGGAAGCGUUUGAGAGACUUCUUGUUGUGCACUAAAACACAGUGUAAACUCCUCGAUAAAAUGACCACUUCCUUCUGGAAAAGAAGGAAUUGGUAUGUGGAUGAUCCCUACCAGAAGUAUCAUGACCGCACGAAUCUUCGUUCAUAGGAAUCUUGGAUUCACUUUGGUGUCUGUCUAGGAAAGGAAGUGAUGCUUGUGGUAUGGUCUUAAUUUUUGACAUAUGCAUGUCACAUCAUCAGACCUGUGGGUAUGAACACCCCGAAUAAAGGAAUAUUCAGGAUUUAUCUUCCAAUGCACUUUGUGUUUUACUUAGUAGAGGUCAAGCUGGCCGCCUGCAUGUUAUGAUGGCUGCUGUUCUCCUGUGGUUGUGUGUAACAUGGAUGAAUACAGUCUAAAACAGCACUAAAAGUGAAUAAACCAACAUAUUUAAUCUCAAA